AAUCAAAGCAAAGGAAAGCAGAUUUUUUUUGGCUUCACUUCUAAAGCUUUGUGCAUUAUUGAGAGUUACUCUCAAAUUAAGACCUUUCCAGCUUAGAGUCUGGCUGCAUAAAGCACGGACUGUUCAUCCCUUUAUACGAUAAUCUGUAAACGUACUUUAUUCCGCCAUAUCAAAAAAAAAAAACAACUGCCGGAAACAAUGAUAACUUCCGUGCUGUUCGAUUGGAAAGUGAAAUACUUGCACUGAUAUCGCCGCAAUGAUAGGUCGCAAGUCGCGAUUUGCCGUUCCCUUGUGCUGCGGUGUUGCGAUUCUUUUGCUCUUCACAUAUCCUGCCAACUGUCAGGACAAUCGACAGAAUGUGAGUAUAUUUUUAAAUCAAAACGACACGGUGUUGGAGCAGUAUGGAGCAGCGCUGGAGAAUUCCACAACCGGGGAAGCCGGUUCGCAUGACUUUGUUCACACUGAGGAAGACGAAGAAGAAGACGCAGUGAACUACAAUUUAAUUGCACCCACCUACGAAUACCAUUUGGAGAAGUCUUCGAUAAUCUAUGGCUUGGUGAAGGUGGCCAACGGUAGCAACGUAAAUCCCAGCUGCCAUCGCCAUUUGGGCAGCGUACGCCGAGGCAUUCUGCGCAAGGAACCCUGGGCUAUGAAGGUUUUGGAUGCUUCCGGCUCUAAGCCGCCCGGCUUCGUAUUCGGACAAAAUUUUUGGUUCGGCAGCCGGGAAGCAUGCGGCGCAGUUAGACGCCCUGUGGGCAUAACGCUGUCCGAUAACUAUCCCCGCGUCAUGAAGCAGGGCAUCAUAAAUGACUUGGCCCCAUUCGAUAUGGAUUACCGUGUGGUCUAUUUGAAGCACCGCUCGCCCUGGCAGGUGGAGAUUAAGUUAAUGUCCGAACAAGUUAUUCAUGUGGGCUUGUGCUUGCCCUCGUCGUGCCACAUGACGGAAAUACAGAGCCUAAUGGUUGACUACAUUAGUGGAGGUCUUUUUGUGGAGAACGACAUAUACGAUAUACAGCCGGAUGUUCUGUACGUGAAGGACCUGCAAAUAACUGCGGAGUUCUUCGAGAGAGAAAGUUUCAAGUUGCUCAGUGCCUUCGUGGCCUUUACAUUGGCCAUGGUCUUGAUAGCUUCUUAUCUAAGAAGUCGAUCUCAAGUGGCGGCCAUCAAAGACAUCGAUAGCGCGAGUUCAUCAGCGGGUGUUGUGGACACCUGCAUCGAUGACGAUGAGCUAUCACUGUGGAACUUUCCCAAACUGCGGAAUUUCAUUACUUGCUUCGACAUUCAAGAAAACCUCUCCAAAAUGUUCAGCGUCAAAGAUUCUAAGCCCACCGAGAUUCCUGUUAUCAAUGGUUUGCGCUCCAUCUGUGCCGUAUGGAUUUUGCUCUUCCACGUCAUGUGGUACAUGUACUUCACCGUCCACAACAAGACUUUCCUAAUAUCUUAUGCAGAGAAACUGUUCUUCCAGUACAUCAGUUCGGCCCCCAUAAUGGUGGAUGUAUUCUUUACGAUCAGUGGUUUUCUACAAACCUAUAACUUCUUGAGGAACACCAAAAAGAUUGAGACGAUUCGGGGCAAUAGCUUUGUACAGAAUGCCAUGCAGUUCUUCAAAUCGACCUUCCAUCGCUACUUAAGGCUUGUACCCCUCUACCUGGUGGUGAUGGCUGUGGUCGAUCUGCUGUUUGUCUACAUUGGCAAGGUGUCCGUCUACGACAUCAAUGAGAAGUUUGACGAAAACUGCGCCAACUAUUGGUGGCGCAACCUGUUCUUCAUACAGAACCUGUUCGACCACAAGGACAUGUGUGCCAAUUGGACGUGGUCGUUGGCAUGUGAGAUGCAAUACUUCCUCAUCGCUACCAUUCUAUUGUUCGCCUACACCAAGCACCCACGGUGUGUGAAACUGAUAACGGGAACGCUUUUGGGCGCCAACAUUAUGUGGUCCUAUGGCAUCGGAUUUAAUACCAACUUUCAGUUGUCGUUCGAUACGCUCUUCACCACUGGCACAGACAUCUACAUAAGUCCCUUCGUGCGGGUAAUGCCCUACAUCAUAGGUUGCAUUGCCGGCUGGGCCUAUGUGGAGUACCAACUGCGUCCCACUGAUAUGAGCGAUUUUAAGGAGAGCCUCUGUUGGAACCUCUCCAUUAUCGUUUUCUUUGUAUGUCAGUACUCGACCGUUAAGAGGGAUGUGUCGCCGGUGACGGCCAUUUCGCUGUUUGUCGUUGGCCGGCUGCUGUUCUCCAUGGCCAUCAGUUGGGUUAUUAUCGGCAGUGCAGCGGGUCGCGGUGUUGUGUGGUCAAGGUUUUUGGAAGCCAAAGUAUUCCAACACCUGAACAGAAUCUCUUACGCCUUCUAUUUGCUCAAUCCAUUUGUGAUUGCCUUCUUCUUUGGUCUAACCAACAGCAGUACUCAUGCCGAUCCGUUUAUGUUGUGCGUUCUGUGCACCGGCUUCACCAUAAUUGUGUAUGCGGCUUCCGUGCUAUUUUCCUUGGCCUUCGAAGUUCCCUUUUGCAAUUGGUCGUCGCAUUUGCUGCGGCGCAGCAACACCCCACCCAAGGCCAAGAGUGCAUAAGUACUUCAAAGUUUUUUGAACCUAUUGUGAUCGCCCAUUAACCUCCGCAUCGCCCCAAUCACCGUCCAUUUCAUCACAUUGCCUGGCAUUUCAUCGCAACGAACUAAGUCAUUACAAGUCUACUCAGACACCAUCUCAUGAGCAUUAAUUUAAUUAAAAUAUAAUUUUAGAGUACUAG
Stomoxys calcitrans (stable fly) is the source of this 2744-nucleotide messenger RNA. Its product is annotated as nose resistant to fluoxetine protein 6. The coding region runs from base 257 to 2566 and encodes 769 amino acids. The transcript is spliced from 7 exons. Lineage: Eukaryota; Metazoa; Arthropoda; Insecta; Diptera; Muscidae. The record is from RefSeq and is a predicted model, not a curated record. Gene Ontology annotation, molecular function: acyltransferase activity, transferring groups other than amino-acyl groups.